This is a messenger RNA of Alligator sinensis (Chinese alligator), 3405 nucleotides long. RefSeq names its product integrator complex subunit 6 like (gene INTS6L). Gene Ontology annotation, biological process: snRNA 3'-end processing. The record is from RefSeq and is a predicted model, not a curated record. The transcript has 17 exons. The coding region runs from base 732 to 2837 and encodes 701 amino acids. NCBI's taxonomy places the organism in Eukaryota, Metazoa, Chordata, Crocodylia, Alligatoridae. Gene Ontology annotation, cellular component: integrator complex.
AGAAAAUCAUGCAACAUUCAUGAAUGAACUGAAAAAUCUGCAAGCUUCUGGACUCACCACCCUUGGUCAGGCGCUCAGAUCCUCGUUUGACUUGUUAAAUCUCAAUAGAUUGGUAUCUGGAAUAGAUAAUUAUGGACAGGGGAGAAACCCGUUCUUUUUAGAACCAUCUAUUUUAAUUACCAUUACAGAUGGGAACAAACUGACAAAUACUGCUGGUGUUCAGGAAGAGUAGGCAACCACCAAUUCUUCUGGAUCAUGGUGUAUGCUUGAGAGGUCACCCAGACCUUUGACGUGUACACCUAGGCAAGAGUCUGGAGGAGCGGAGGCUGUCCAGACCUUCCAGCCCCUCUUUUUAGACGAUUGAGAUUGACUCCAAAGGCCAAACUGAGCCUGGAUGUUUGGUGCCUCGAUGGCUGUAGUUACGUGCGCAUCUGGAAAUCGAACCCCAAGUCUCCCACGUGGCAGAUAAGGAUUCUACCAUUGAACCACAGCAGCAGGUUAACUUUUGAGUACAAGUCUUUUUAAACCAAUCGUCUACAUAAAUGUUCUUAAUUUUGUUUUAUUAGCUUCAUCUUCCAUUGAAUUCUCCUCUGCCUGGAAGUGAACUAACCAAAGAGCCGUUUCGCUGGGAUCAAAGACUAUUUGCGCUAGUGCUGCGUUUGCCAGGAGCUGCUUCAGCUGAACCAGAGCAGCUGGGGAGUGUUCCUACUGAUGAAUCUGCUAUUACACAGAUGUGUGAAGUCACAGGAGGUCGCUCCUACUGUGUUCGGACACAAAGAAUGCUGAACCAAUGUUUAGAGUCUCUAGUUCAAAAAGUUCAGAGUGGUGUUGUUAUUAACUUUGAGAAAUCGGGGCCAGAUCCUGCUCCCAUUGGAGAAGAUGGACUUGUUGAUUCAUCCAGGCCCAUCAAUUCAUUUGCUUCUCAACCGUGGCAUAGUUGUCAUAAGCUCAUUUAUGUACGACCUAAUCCUAAAACGGGUGUUCCUGUUGGGCAUUGGCCAAUUCCAGAGUCAUUUUGGCCUGAUCAGAACUCACCAACUCUGCCUCCACGCACAGCUCAUCCUGUUGUCAGAUUCUCCUGUGUAGAUUGCGAGCCAAUGGUAAUAGACAAGCUUCCUUUUGAUAAGUAUGAACUCGAACCUUCACCCUUGACGCAGUACAUCUUGGAACGAAAGUCUCCUCAUACCUGUUGGCAGGUAUUUGUGAGUAGCAGUGGAAAAUACAGUGAACUUGGACAUCCAUUUGGGUAUUUAAAAGCAAGCACUACUUUAACCUGUGUAAACCUCUUUGUGAUGCCUUACAACUAUCCUGUUUUACUUCCUUUGCUAGAUGACUUGUUUAAGGUUCACAAACAUAAGCCAAACCUGAAGUGGCGCCAGGCAUUUGACAACUACUUAAAAACCAUGCCUCCGUACUACUUACUGCCAUUAAAGAAAGCCCUAAGGAUGAUGGGAGCUCCAAAUCUGAUAUCAGAUAAUUUAGAUUGUGGACUUAGUUACAGUGUUAUCUCUUACCUUAAAAAACUCAGCCAACAGACAAAGAUAGAGUCGGAACGGAUAAUAGGUUCGGUGGGUAAGAAAGUUCCACAAGAGAUUGGAAUUAAAGUGAAAAAUCACUCCAGUGGCCUCUCCCUGGUGCAUAGUAGGGACUUUAAGCAGCUGCUGCAAGGGAUCACAGGUGAAUCUCCACUGAGACUGGCUGAAAUGAACAUUAAAGAAUUUGCUGGCUUCCAUAUAGGACUCUUGAACAAGGAUUUGAAGCCCCAGGCUUUCAGAAAUGCUUAUGAUAUUCCCCGCCACAGUCUCCUGGACCAGCUGACUAGGAUGAGAACCAACCUGCUGAAAACACACAAGCUUAUCCUUGGGCAGGAUGAAGACUGUCUUCACAGUGUUCCUGUUGCUCAAAUGGGAAAUUACCAGGAGUACCUAAAGAUGAUGCCAUCUCCCCUCCGGGAGAUUGAUCCAGACCAGCCAAAAAGGCUUCAUACAUUUGGCAAUCCUUUCAAACAGGAUAAGAAGGGUAUGAUGAUUGAUGAAGCAGAUGAAUUCGUCACUGGGCCUCAAAACAAAAUUAAGCGUCCUGGAGAACUAAACACUCCAGCAUCACUGAAGAGAAGGCGCAGCAUGUCACCUCUUCUGAGGAGACCACAGUCGCCUCCUGCUACAGCUAAUCAUGUUGGUGGGAAGGGCCCACCAUCUGCCUCGGGAUCCCCGUCUUAUCCAAACCUCAAAGCCACCCCAGCACAUAAAGAUGCCAAUAGCAAUGCCAUUCAGGAUAGUAAUGGGGAGAAGAAAGCAGAAAACUGUCAGGCACUGGACAAACAAAUUGAUGGCUUGUCUGCACAAAUGAUUCCCUCUGUUCCCGCUGCUACGGUAGAUGACAAUCUGCUACCAAAUGACUUGGACUCGCUACAUGGUGAAUUUAAUUGUUUAAGUGAAGAUGGGUUGGAUCAUAAACCUGUUACCAAUGCACUUGUGAGAGGACCUAUAAAUUACAGUCUGCCUGCAGAUGACCAAAAGCUGAUGGAGGAAUCCACUUCUGGACCUGUACCAAACUUCGUGAAAAUCACACCGAGCAUGCUCGAGGGAAACAAUGCCGAUAUCAAAAUAAAAGUCAUGAAGGAGGUUCGCAAGCCUGGAAGAAAUUAUGAAAAAAUCUUCACACUUCUUGAGGAAAUUCAAGGACCUAUAGAAAUUCAGAAAUAUUUCAUUGAAUUUGCUAUCAAGGAAGCAGCAAGGUUUAAAAAACGGGUCUUAAUACAACACUUAGAGACAAUACUAGAGGAAAUAGAGUUCAACAGCCUGCCCAACAGAGUUAAUCAUGUCAGCAGUAGAUAAUAGUGUCCCAGCAAGACAGGACGGACCAGGGAGGAGUCUGCUGUGCCGCAGAAGAGUGGAAGAGGACGUGGCUGCUGCCCUCACCAUCCUGGCAGUCAAGCGAUUUCUCUGUCAGACUGAGAAGAAGCAGUGGAGCUUUAACUUUAAGAACCUCUAUCGGCAGAAGCUGAGCUGUAACCCUAAGGGUUUGCUAUGAAAGGUGUGGCUUUUUCCCUGUGGAGGGUGCUAUUCGCUCAACAGCCUGAAGAAAAUAACCAUUGCUGCCCCUCCUGCAGACAUUAUGAAAGUGCACCUGAGGGCUUCCCAGGUCCCCGACUUCAGUUCUCUUUCAUCCUGUGAAGAGGACGGAGAUUCUUCAGGUGGCCUUGGCACACGCUGUGCUUUGGAAGCACUAAAAGGAAACGCUUUAAACAAAACAAAACAAAACAAAAAACCUGUAUUUUAAUGUUCAUAUGAAAGAGAUUAUUUUGAACAGUAUUGUUACCAGAUCACUAAUUUGAUAUUUUAACUGUAUAAAGAUUUUUGGAACAUAUGUAUAUACAAAAUAAACAGUUUUAUUAAUUUUUAA